CGGCGGCUUCCGUCGGUUCCCGCCGUUGGCCGAGUGCCGGUGGCAGCGCUGAGGAGGAGACGGCGCCGCCGCCAUGAGCCGCAGCUACAACGAUGAGCUGCAGUACUUGGACAAGAUCGACAAGAACUGCUGGCGGAUCAAGAAGGGCUUCGUGCCCAACAUGCACGUGGAAGGUGUUUUCUACGUAAACGACCCGCUGGAGAAGCUGAUGUUCGAGGAGCUGCGCAACGCCUGCCGUGGCGGAGGUGCAGGUGGCUUUUUGCCUGCCAUGAAACAGAUUGGGAAUGUGGCUGCAUUACCUGGCAUUGUUCAUAGAUCAAUAGGCCUUCCAGAUGUCCAUUCUGGCUAUGGGUUUGCCAUUGGCAACAUGGCUGCCUUUGACAUGAAUGAUCCUGAAGCAGUGGUGUCACCAGGUGGGGUGGGGUUUGACAUCAACUGUGGUGUCCGCUUACUGCGUACAAAUUUGGAUGAAAGUGAUGUGCAGCCUGUGAAGGAGCAGCUUGCCCAGGCCAUGUUUGAUCACAUUCCUGUUGGUGUUGGCUCCAAAGGUGUCAUCCCCAUGAAUGCUAAGGAUUUGGAAGAGGCACUAGAGAUGGGUGUGGACUGGUCUCUCCGGGAAGGCUAUGCUUGGGCAGAGGACAAGGAGCACUGUGAGGAAUAUGGAAGAAUGCUGCAAGCUGACCCCAACAAGGUCUCCUCAAGAGCAAAGAAGAGGGGCCUGCCUCAGCUGGGGACUCUGGGAGCUGGAAAUCACUACGCCGAGAUCCAGGUGGUGGAUGAGAUCUACAACGAGUAUGCUGCCAGGAAGAUGGGCAUCGACCACCAAGGGCAGGUGUGUGUGAUGAUCCACAGUGGCAGCAGAGGCCUGGGCCACCAAGUUGCUACAGAUGCAUUGGUGGCUAUGGAAAAAGCUAUGAAACGAGACAAAAUCAUAGUGAAUGAUCGGCAGCUGGCGUGUGCCAGGAUUGCUUCUGCAGAGGGACAGGAUUACUUGAAGGGAAUGGCAGCUGCUGGGAACUAUGCGUGGGUCAACCGCUCUUCUAUGACUUUUCUAACAAGACAGGCCUUUGCCAAAGUCUUCAACACAACCCCAGAUGACCUUGAUAUGCAUGUUAUCUAUGAUGUGUCUCACAACAUUGCCAAAGUGGAGCAACACGUAGUAGAUGGGAAGGAGCGGACCCUGCUGGUGCACAGAAAGGGAUCAACCAGAGCCUUCCCUCCUCACCAUCCUCUUAUUGCUGUCGAUUAUCAACUGACUGGACAGCCUGUUUUGAUCGGCGGGACAAUGGGCACCUGUAGCUAUGUUCUUACUGGCACAGAGCAAGGCAUGACUGAAACCUUUGGAACUACUUGCCAUGGAGCUGGUCGUGCACUGUCUCGAGCCAAAUCUCGACGUAACUUGGACUUCCAGGAUGUAUUGGACAAGUUGGCUGACAUGGGCAUUGCCAUCCGUGUUGCUUCUCCCAAACUGGUCAUGGAAGAAGCACCAGAGUCUUACAAGAAUGUGACAGAUGUGGUUAACACCUGCCAUGCAGCUGGCAUCAGCAAGAAAGCCAUUAAACUGAGACCAAUUGCUGUUAUAAAAGGCUAGGAAUUGACAAUAGAAGGAACACAACAGCAUCUCCAGGCCUUACACAAAACUGACUAUAAUCAUCAUCUUCCCACACCUCUCAGACUCUUCAGGAUGCUUGGAUCUGUCAUCCCUGUUCUGGAAACAACAUCUGAGGAUCUUUUAACCACUUCUAGCCAUAAUUAAUGCCCACCCCUUGUUAUGUGGUGUUCUUUUCUUGGGAGGAAAGGGCAAAGCAAUGAGUAAGUCGUAUUUCCUACAUACAGUCCCUCCCCCAUUUGUCUGAUAUUUCCACAGGUAGGACUUCAGACUUGCUGAGCUGCCACCAAUUGCUGUGCUGCAAGACCACCUCCAUCAGCAAAGAUGGCUUCUGAACCAGACCUCCUGUCCCCACAUCUGAGUGCCUCUCACUGCAUACAGAAGUACUCUGAUAGGCAGGAUAUGGUGCUUCUGGGCAGGGAGAGGUUGCUCUGUUUGCAGAUAAUGCAUAGUCUGUGUUGUUGCACGCUUCAUGUCAGUUGGGUAAGAAAUCUGGGGCUGGGAGUAGUCUCCCACUUGGGUGGGAGGGGUUGCCCUCUUCCCCUGCCCUCUCCCGUUCAGCAGCACCUGCUGUACUUGGCUCAGUAGAAGUAGGUGUUCCACAGUCUUCUGAAAAUGCUAUUAAGGACUGAGGAUUUUGCCUUGAGAGGUUUUGUUUGCUCAGUAAAAGCUGUACCUUAACAACUUACAGAUGUGCAAAUCCAACGUGUAAAAGUUGUAUUGGAUGAUAUUGCAUUCUGUGUCCUGCAGCUCUGAUUUAAAUGAGUCCAGUUGCAGGGUCAGACCCAGUACAACAUGGCUUCUGAUGUUUCUUUUAAAUCCAUUAAUCAGGACUGGAGGGGAAACUGACCAUCCCCACUGGAUCAUUUUUGAGGACUAAAAAUAAAAUGGGAAGAUGGAUGCUG
Molecule: messenger RNA, 2514 nt
Organism: Calypte anna (Anna's hummingbird)
Lineage: Eukaryota; Metazoa; Chordata; Aves; Apodiformes; Trochilidae
Gene: RTCB
Product: RNA 2',3'-cyclic phosphate and 5'-OH ligase
Exons: 12
Coding region: 74-1591 (505 amino acids)
Biological process (GO): tRNA splicing, via endonucleolytic cleavage and ligation
Cellular component (GO): tRNA-splicing ligase complex; nucleus
Molecular function (GO): RNA ligase (ATP) activity
Source: RefSeq, a predicted model, not a curated record